AGCAGGAGCCGGAUAUCCGCCACGACCGGAUAAAUCCCAUAUUUCCAGGAGCAAUGGCAGCUUACAUUAUGUGCAAACGGCUAGCUUGACGCUGGCUGUGUUUUGUAAAUGAUCGAUUUUUAGACAUUUUCAACCCAUGAUCGAGACGGAUGAGUGGCGGAUUGGAAUGUACAUAUUUUUGAAAAUGUCAAAAACCAAGUGCUAGCGACCGUUCCGUCAAACGACCACCAAACUGAAACCACUUAGCACAGCGUUAGCAUCCUCCACACCGCUUGCUUAUUUUCUCGCUAUUCGCAACUACCCCGACUCUCACCCGGUAUCAGCCGCUCUCCAUGCCCGAGGAUGAACAGCUUCUCUCUCGGCGAGUUGUGCUGGCUCUUCUGCUGCCCGCCGUGUCCGAGUCGCAUCGCGGCUAAGCUGGCAUUCCUACCGCCUGAGCCCACCUACUCCGUCCACACGGACGCGAACGGCGCGACGAGCCUGCAUCUCACCGAGCGCGCCGACUGGCAGUACUCCCAACGCGAACUGGACGCCGUCGAGGUGCUGGUGACCCGAACCAGCCGCGGAAACCGGAUCGGCUGCAUGUUCGUCCGCUGCGCGCCCGCUAGCCGCUACACGCUGCUGUUCUCCCACGGGAACGCCGUGGAUCUGGGCCAGAUGUGCAGCUUCUACAUCGGCCUGGGCUCCAGGAUCAACUGCAACGUGUUCUCCUAUGAUUACUCGGGUUACGGGGUCAGUACCGGGAAACCGUCCGAGAAGAACCUAUACGCUGAUAUCGAAGCGGCCUGGCAGGUGCUGAGGAACAAGUAUGGAGUGGCUCCGGAAAACAUCAUCUUGUACGGUCAGAGCAUAGGGACUGUGCCGACGGUGGACCUGGCGUCCCGGUACGAGUGCGCGGCAGUGAUCCUCCACUCUCCCCUCAUGUCCGGCUUGCGUGUGGCCUUUCCCGACACCCGCAAAACCUACUGCUUCGAUGCCUUCCCGAGCAUCGACAAGGUGUCAAAGGUGGCAUCUCCAGUGCUGGUCAUCCAUGGCACAGAAGAUGAAGUGAUCGAUUUCUCCCACGGUCUGGCCAUCUUUGAGCGAUGUCCGCGUGCCGUGGAGCCUCUGUGGGUGGAGGGUGCUGGGCACAAUGACAUUGAGCUUUACGCUCAGUACCUCGAGAGACUCAAACGGUUCAUCACGUUCGAGCUGGCUACCUCCUGAAGCCGUGGAGCUUAGUGGCUGGCCGAGGCCACACACACUCACCCGUGUCGUGUAGGGUUCCCCUUUACCCAGGGCUGAGGACGCCAUCAGUACUUGCACUUGCUGACGAAAAAAAGCUGAAGUCUCUCUCUUGAUAUUUAGGAGAGGGGCGUUUUCAUCCCUACUGGGGAAAUGCGUUUUAAUGAUUAUGAACCACUUUCUAUUCUUUUGUACUUGAUGAAGAAGCGUUAACAUUUUGCACCGCAUUCAAUACGUUGCAUUUGACGAUUUUUUUCUCGUUUUUCUGCUAAUGUUUCUUUUAAGUGCUCCUUGAGGGUUAAUUAAACUGCACUUUUAUUGUGCAGGUGUUUUCAGGUUAUUGUAUUUUUGUUUUGGCAGGAAUUGUCAUAGCAUUCCGUUUUAUUAUGUUUCAAUGUUUAUGUUUAUUAGUACAAGAUCAACCAGUGACUGACUUUAUACAUGGCCAGUUUGUGUGUGUGUGUGUGUUUGUGUUUAGGCGCAUUCAUACGCACAUGUGAUUGUGUGGUAAAGGCCGCUGACUUAUCGGUCAAAAUAAUUGUAAUUAAAACUGGAAGACCUGUGGAAGUAACUCGACCCGUAAAUAAUGAAGAUGUACAGUCUGUGAUUUCAAAUACAGUGGGGAAAGAGGAGUCGUAUUGUCUUUUCAGCGGUGAAACACGGUGCUUUGUCACAACACUGAAUUCAGGGCAUUGUUUCGGCGCAAACACUACAUCGUUUUAAUCGUGGGUUGUAUUAAAAAUGUGAAACUUAAAUCUCUUGCUUUUGCUUUUAGAAUUGACCUUACAAUAAGCCUUAUGUUUUCAGACAUUUCGCUCCGACAUUCCUGUCAAUGAUUUCUCAGAAAGGGGAUUUUGAAGAUUUUCUCUGGGCUCCCACUCGCUGCUACUCUAAUGGGAAAAUCACUGUGAAAACUGAACCUUCGCUAGAUAUAAAUAAGGCACCGAACCUCCUCCUCAUUUUGACAUUCGUCCUCUUUUCCAGACAACGGACAAAUCUCAAAACCUAGGAAAAUAUAUUAUUCAUUCAGUGUUUUCCCCCAUAUGGCGAAUGUUUGUAGACAUUUCACCUUAGCGCUACACAACAGGAUGAUCAGAAGUGUUUUCUGCGCUAAUGAAGGACGUCGAUUGCUACCAAAACCACUGCGAUCGUCUGAUUGGAUGCUGUUAACGCGAAGCAGUUGUUGUUGUUGGUUAACUUGUAUCGCUGUAAGGUUAUGAAGUGGCGGUUCAUGUAUGAUGUUGUUCAGAGAUGAAGCUCUUUGGGACUCUUUUUAAGGAAUGACAGAAACUGACCACAUCUGAUCCUGUCAUUGCUUUUGAUACUGACAUUUUUACAAUGUUUUUUCAGUAAUUAUUUACACCUCUUUUAAUGCUGGUUUGUAAGAUAACCGUACUGUAUACUCUCUCUCUCUCUCUCUCUCUCUCUCUCUCUCUAUAUAUAUAUGUAUGUAAAAUAUGAAGUAAAUUGUAUUUAGCUUUGAUUUUUAUUGACACUGGAAUCACAGUAUGCAAAUCUAAUGCAGAGAAAACCCUAGUUGGUACAGACAAUUGUGUGGAGGUUUCUUUUUGUUGUUGUUUUUUUUAUAUAUAGAUCUUUAAAGCCUUAAAUGUGCCGCGAGACAGAUUAUUGUUCUUUCUGUUGGUUGUUGCUUCAAUGCAACACAGUGGUUAUUGUACUGCAUAUAAAGGAAUAAAGACUGCAUGGAAACCCAAA
Molecule: messenger RNA, 2940 nt
Organism: Carassius gibelio (silver crucian carp)
Lineage: Eukaryota; Metazoa; Chordata; Actinopteri; Cypriniformes; Cyprinidae
Gene: abhd17c
Product: abhydrolase domain containing 17C, depalmitoylase
Exons: 3
Coding region: 343-1206 (287 amino acids)
Biological process (GO): protein depalmitoylation
Cellular component (GO): plasma membrane; endosome membrane
Molecular function (GO): palmitoyl-(protein) hydrolase activity
Source: RefSeq, a predicted model, not a curated record